Ogataea philodendri is the source of this 1278-nucleotide messenger RNA. RefSeq lists its product as uncharacterized. Bases 1 to 1278 code for a protein of 425 amino acids. Gene Ontology annotation, biological process: tryptophanyl-tRNA aminoacylation. Gene Ontology annotation, molecular function: tryptophan-tRNA ligase activity; ATP binding. Lineage: Eukaryota; Fungi; Ascomycota; Pichiomycetes; Pichiales; Pichiaceae. Gene Ontology annotation, cellular component: cytoplasm. The transcript has a single exon. The record is from RefSeq and is a predicted model, not a curated record.
AUGAGCGAGCUUAUCGAUAGCACUGAAAAACUGGCGAUCGGAUCGACCGAACAGACCGAACAGAAGAUCACUCCAUGGGAGGUCGAGGGAGCCGUUGUGGACGGCCAGGCCGUCGGCAUCGAUUACGAGAAACUGAUCUCCCAAUUUGGUACCAAAAGAAUUACCCAGGAGACUCUGGAGAGAUUCACACAGGUGACCGGCCACCAGCCACACCAUUUCCUCAAGAAAGGCUUGUUCUUUUCUGAAAGAGACUUUAACAGAAUCCUGGACCUGUACGAGCACGGCGAACCGUUUUUCUUGUACACCGGCCGUGGUCCUUCUUCCGACUCGAUGCACCUGGGUCACAUGAUCCCGUUCACGUUCACCAAGUGGUUGCAGGACGUUUUUGACGUUCCGCUCGUUAUUGAACUCACGGACGACGAGAAGUUCUUGUUCAAGCCUAAACUCACUAUUGAGGACGUUAAGAAGUUCGCCAAGGAUAACACCAAGGAUAUCAUUGCUGUUGGGUUCAACCCAGAAAACACCUUUAUUUUCUCCGAUCUCGAGUACAUGAACUCUGCCUUCUACGAAACGGUUGUGCGUGUGUCUAGACAGAUCACCACUUCCACUGCUAGAGCCGUGUUUGGGUUCCAGGACUCGGACUGUAUUGGAAAGUUGCACUUUGCUUCAGUCCAGAUUGCUACCGCCUUCCCUUCUUCGUUCCCUGAGGUGUUGGGAUUGCCUCCAAAAACCCCAUGUUUAAUUCCUUGCGCUAUCGAUCAAGACCCAUAUUUCAGAGUGUGCAGAGAUGUGGCCGACAAGCUCAAGUUCAGCAAGCCUUCGUUGAUCCACUCCCAGUUCUUCCCUGCUUUGCAAGGUCCAACCACCAAGAUGAGUGCUUCUGACGAAAACAGUGCCAUUUUCAUGACAGACACCCCUAAACAGAUCCAGAAGAAGGUCAACAAGUACGCCUUCAGUGGAGGAAAGGUCAGCAUCGAGGAACACAGAAAGUACGGCGGUGACCCUGACGUUGACGUUGCAUACCAGUAUUUGAGCUAUCUUAGCGAAGACGACGAGAUGCUCGCGGAUGUGGCGGAGAAAUACCGCUCUGGUGAGCUGCUUUCCGGUGAGAUGAAGAAGUUGUGCAUAGACGUGUUGCAGAAGUUUGUCAAAGACUUCCAAGAAAGACGUGCCUUGGUCACCGAAGACGUGGUUGCUUCUUUCAUGAAGCCUCACAAGCUGGUUUCCGGAACCAAGCAAAGACUUGUUCCUGCCAAAGAGAGACCAAAGAAGAAAUAA